This is a messenger RNA of Symbiodinium sp. CCMP2456, 2298 nucleotides long. The record is from the annotation of a GenBank genome assembly. Lineage: Eukaryota; Dinophyceae; Suessiales; Symbiodiniaceae.
AUGACAGGGGCCGGUGGUGGAUACCAAGUUGGCUUCCAGUUGACGCCGCUGAGCGUCGAUGGCAGCCUGGAUGCUGCAGACUUCAAGGGCGGGCCGCACCCUGUUGAGAAAGAUCCAAUUUACAAGCUCUGCCUGGAUAAUCGUGAUUCCGGAAACAAGAUGGUUCAAGAGGGCAAGAUUGAGGAGGCCAUUGCCCGGUACUCUGAGUUAAUCAUGCAAUCGCGCGCCCUUGAAAGUGAACCUGAUGUCCAGUGGACGGACGAGGGGCGCGACUUGGUUCGACAUCUGCGGGCAGCUGCCUACUUGAAUCUUUCGUUGUGCUUCCUGAAAUCGAAGCAGUGGCAGCACGCCAUCAACACGGCCACACGUGCUCUCCAAGGGGACAAGGACCCGCCGGAGCCCAAAGAGAACGUUCUUCUUCCCGAGAAAAAGGCAAAGGCGCUUUACCGGCGUGCGGUGGCUCUGAGGGAUGGGUUCGACAAGCUCGAUGAGGCAGUGAAAGACUUGAAGAAGGCGUUGGAAUACGUGCCUGAAGACAAGAAUGUGCAGCUCGAGCUGCAGAGAACCAACCAGGCCCUAGCCAAGGAGAAGAAGAAAUCAGACAAAAAGCUGGCAGGCUUCCUGUCCUCCCAAUCUCAAGGCGGCAUUUUCUCGGAGGCCGAUCGCCAAAGGGACACCAAGGGACCUGAACUGCCCAGCGAGCCCGUGAAAGUAUCGGAUGGGCUCUGGGUUGUCCCAAAGGAGGAGAAGGAGGCCGAAGAGGGCGUCCAGGAAGCCAAGGAGGCUGGGAUCGAUCUGGACGAGCUCGGUCGUGAGAUCAACGAGCUCAGGGAGGACAAGCCUGAAGUCUUCAGCGAGCUCCGGGACAAAAUGAAGACCUUGAUCGAGGAGGAGGUGGUCAAGCAGGAGCAGACUUCUGGUUCAGCCGAAGCAGUGGUGACGCCUUUGCUGCUACUCCGAGAUGACAGAGCUUUGAGAUGGCGGCACUACACCAGCACGGUUCAGCUCUACUGGACCCUCGGAGAUGGCUGGGUCGGAGAAGGUUGGGAAGGUCUUCAGGACGCUGACUUCGAGGUGCGAGUCAGCGCCUCUGAGCUGGUGGUGCGAUGCUUGGCCGGACCGCGCAAGAGCGAAGUCCUGGGACCUUUGAGCGGGAGGCUGUUGAAUGAGGUGGAGCCAGGGAGGUGUUGGUUUGCUGUGGAGCGGGAUGUUCGGGACCCGCGGAGGCAGCGAAGGCAUUUGGUAAUUGAGCUCGCCAAGAAAAGCCCUGGCAGACCUUGGACAGAGAGGCAGAUCUUCAAAGAUCGCUCUGAGAUGUUCAACCGCAGGUCCUUUGCUUGGACACCGCAGCAGAAAGAGCAGGAAAGCGAGAGCUCCUGGACAACGCUGAAGCCCGGGAGAAGACCCGAUGUACAGGACCCGUUUGUUACUUCGAGAAGUUGGCUAUGCCACGAACUACAGCAGGGCCAAAGCGCUCAACAUCUGUAUUUCCGUAUCAUCCUCGACCAGAAAAAACUGGACGAAGCUUUGGAGAAAGUUCCUUACUUUAGGCUUUUUGGAGUUGACGUGUCGGAGCGCUUCUUCAAGCUGUUUAUUCGCGGGGAUGAGUCAAGCCCCAUUAUGCUGGGAGAGCUUGGAGGAGCUGUAGUUCCUGAUGAGACGGAAGUGGAGCUGACAACCGUUACCCGAGAGGUAUCUGGGCACCGAAUCCGUGGUACAAUGGAAACCCUGCCCUGCUUGGAUGUAACUCUGAGAAAAGAUCCAGAGUCCCACGGAGAGUGGGAGGCUUUCAUCCAUUCCGACGAGCAGGUCUUGAACAAGCCACAGGGCACCCUGGAGGAAUUUGAGGUCCGCCAGCGCAGGAGAGACCCCUCUCCAGACCGGUCAGAUUGGACGCCUGACGACUUUGCCGACGAGCAGAAGGACAAGGCCGAUGCUGCUUUCAAGGAGGGCAUCUUUCGUGAUGCCAUCGUCUACUACACCAGAGCGCUGCGACACACACCCCGGAACGAGAGGUUGCUGUCAAAUCGCAGUGCUGCAUACUGCAAGAUCUCGAAGUACCAGCUUGCUCUGGAUGAUGUAAACCUUGCGAUGGAGAUUGAGCCUUCCUGGCCUAAGCUGCACUAUCGGCGGGGCCAGGCGCUGCGUGGCCUUCGACGAUGGGACGAGGCAGUGGCAGCCUUCGAGGAAGGACGAGACCUGGACCCUCAGAACCCUGACUGGGAUAAAGAGGUGAACCGAACGAGAGCCGCCAAAGAGCUGAAAGAAACCUCCUCAUUGCAAAAGGCCAAAAACUGA